GCCAAAGGAACCCCCGAUGAUAGAAAAUUUAAAGAAGACCUAUGCGCUCGACGAUACAUUGCUCGCAACUUGCACAUCCGGAUUUGGGGAUCCGAAGCCAACAUUAAAAUUUUUCAUUAACAAGCAACAAGUUCUUAAUCCAUUAGUUCGCGACAUAAGUCCGGAAGAGGUUCACCGCGAUCUCGCAGCUGGCAUUGAACUACGAAGAACGAAAAUUCAGUUACGAAUGCAUCUAGACCGAAGGCACAAUUCAGCCAGCAUUAAUUCUCUCAGCAAUUUAACGUGCGUUUCCACAACAGAUGGUCUGGAUAGGGAAGUCGCGCCACCACUAAUCGCUUCCCGUACCUUCACUCUAAUCGAUCACAAUCAUGUUAUCAACAAUGAGAAAUAUACCUUUUCCCGAUCAGGAACUCUUCAGUUGUCGUCUGGUUUGAUAACUAUUGUCGCUGCGUUCAAUUAUUAUGCCCUCUUGCAAUAAGAAGGUCUAGCAAUAAGACUUUAUUGAUUAGAGAAGUGUUUAUACACCAUAUCACCGUAUCCUAAUAGAACACGUUAGACCAAAGUUUUAUAUGUGAUAAAUGUGGUAACAGUUUUUGUUUAGUUACUAAGAAGACUGACUAUUUGGUUUGUAAUUAAAUCUUUAAUGGAUGGAAAUAUCAGCAUAUUCCUGUUUUAUCAUGUGUUAAUCUUGAUUAUUUAACAGGUGUUCCUGUGGAAUGGGACUUUUCAAAUCAAGUAAAAAAAACAUAUCUCCUGAACCGAGAAAGCUAUUUUUCCAGUGAGAAUGCUUUGAAUCAAACCGAAACAUUUAGUUUGGGUUAGUCAGCAUUGGAACUUUUAUUAAAGCUCAACACUAAGAUUUUCAACAAGCUUUAAGUAUUUUGCAAUAUUCCAUAUGUUGCCGUUUGUCCCACUAAUAAGCUGCUAUCAACAAAAUGCAAUGUGCUUUUGCAUCCUUUUCAACAUUAUUCAUGAUUGGGUGGUUUUUUGGCACCCAAUGUGGCAGUAGAAGAAGAAGUCCACCUGAAAGAUGAUUGACCUUUCAAMAAAUUAURGCACGCUUAUACAGGGUGAUUCACAAUUGGCGUAAUUCMUUUUAAAGCGCUAUAGGGCUCACUAAGAGARUACGAGAAGAAUAUUGGAAAACAUUUUUUCGAAACUUUUUAGAAGAUUCAAC
This is a messenger RNA of Dendroctonus ponderosae (mountain pine beetle), 1177 nucleotides long. RefSeq lists its product as uncharacterized. The transcript is spliced from 2 exons. The record is from RefSeq and is a predicted model, not a curated record. Bases 17 to 478 code for a protein of 153 amino acids. NCBI's taxonomy places the organism in Eukaryota, Metazoa, Arthropoda, Insecta, Coleoptera, Curculionidae.